Penicillium cinerascens is the source of this 1665-nucleotide messenger RNA. Its product is annotated as MDR family MFS transporter. NCBI's taxonomy places the organism in Eukaryota, Fungi, Ascomycota, Eurotiomycetes, Eurotiales, Aspergillaceae. The transcript has 2 exons. Gene Ontology annotation, biological process: transmembrane transport. The record is from RefSeq and is a predicted model, not a curated record. The coding region runs from base 1 to 1665 and encodes 554 amino acids. Gene Ontology annotation, molecular function: transmembrane transporter activity.
AUGAAGGAGCCCAACACGAGCACAGAGUCAAGGACAAUGUCGGAGUCCACUAAUGUGGAAACUCUGGAGAAAGAUGUCGAGAACGAUGUCCAGACUGUCACGAAAGAACCGGAGUACCCACCUCUGUCCAAGGUUAUCAUCAUUAUCUUGGCUCUCUACCUCGCCGUCUUCCUAGUCGCGCUCGACCAAACCAUCAUCGGUGUCGCCAUUCCCAAGAUCACGGAUCAGUUCAAGAGUAUCUCCGACAUCGCCUGGUAUGGAAGUGCCUACUUCCUGACUUCCACUGCUUUACAACCGUCCUAUGGUAGGAUAUACAAGAUCUUCAGCGUAAAAUGGGGCUUCCUGGUAGCAGUUCUCAUCUUCGAGAUCGGCUCGCUCCUCUGCGCCGUCGCUCCCUCCAGCACAGUCCUCAUCGUCGGACGCGCCAUUGCUGGAAUCGGCGUCGCAGGUAUCUUCUCAGGUGCCAUGGUCAUUAUCGCGUCUACAGUCCCCCUUCCCAAGCGCCCUCUUGUCUUUGGAAUGUUCGGUAUGGUCUGGGGAAUCGCAUCCAUCGCAGGCCCGCUACUUGGCGGUGCUUUCACAGACGGCGUCUCGUGGAGAUGGUGCUUCUAUAUUAACCUGCCGAUUGGUGGUCUUUCUAUCGUGGUCAUCUUGCUCUUCCUUCGUCUCCCGAAGAAGAACGAUAAGUCUGGUUCCAUUCUGUCGCGGAUCAAGCAGUUGGAUCUCAUCGGUGCCAGUCUGCUCAUCCCUGCUAUUAUCUGUCUGCUGCUUGCUCUUCAGUGGGGAGGAAAUAAGUACCCGUGGAACGACUCACGUAUCAUUGGACUGUUCGUUGGAUUCGGUCUUAUGGUCAUCCUCUUUAUCGUGUCGCAGGUCUAUCUCGGCGAAAAGGCAACCCUCCCACCUCACAUCCUCAAGAAGCGCACUGUUCUGUCCGCGUGUUUGUUCGCCCUUUUCUUUGGCGGUGCCUUCUUCGUCCUCGUCUACUACGUGCCGAUUUUCUUCCAGAGUGUCAAGGGCUCUUCAGCUAUGAAAUCUGGUAUCCAGCUUCUCCCCCUCAUGUUGGCUACUGUCGUCUCCUCUGUCGUCUGUGGUGGUUUGAUCACCAUCGCAGGAUACUACACACCCUUCUUAAUCGGAAGUGUUGCCAUCGCUGCCAUCGGCACGGGUCUCAUCACCAUGUUCGACGUCGACAUCUCCACCGGAAAGUGGAUCGGGUACCAAAUUGUCGUUGGUGCCGGAGUCGGCGCCGGAUUCCAGGUUCCCAUGACCGCUGUCCAGACUGUUCUUGACCCAUCUGACAUCCCGGUGGGAACAGCUAUGGUGAUGUUCUUCCAAACCCUUGGCGGUGCUUUGUUCAUCGCAGUUGGCCAGUCUGUCUUCCAGAAUGGAUUGAUCGAUGGUAUUAGAACCUAUGCCCCAAGCGUGAACCCCGAUGCCAUUGUUGGUGCUGGUGCAACUGAGAUGCGACACGUUCUUGGCCAGCUUGGACAGCUCGAUCAACUUGACGGCGUCACCAGGGCGUACAUGAGUGGCCUGCAGGAUACCUACCGUGUUAGUCUGGCGCUCAUGGUUGCCGCGUUCGUGGCCAGUCUCUUCUUGGAGUGGAAGAGUGUGAAGAAGGCCGGUGGUGAUAAUAAUGAGGUAGUUGUUCCGGCUCUGUGA